Molecule: messenger RNA, 2097 nt
Organism: Thyridium curvatum
Lineage: Eukaryota; Fungi; Ascomycota; Sordariomycetes; Thyridiales; Thyridiaceae
Exons: 4
Coding region: 1-2097 (698 amino acids)
Molecular function (GO): metal ion binding
Source: RefSeq, a predicted model, not a curated record
AUGUCCGGCCGGAAGCUCGGAGGUGGCCGAGUCCUAGGCACUGGCCGUGGUCUCGCCCCUCCGCAGCCUACGUCUUCCCAGCUCUCUCCUCGCCCGUCUAGUCCCUUUGCUCCCUCAGAGGCAAGCUCAGGGUCCCAGAAUCUGAGCGGCAUAUCCCCGCCGACACCCCCCAGCCCGCUCCCCGGCGGCUUCGUCCAGGAUCUCAGCUCCAAUGUCAGCCUCGGGGCGCCGUCGGACCCCGGCGCCUCGGGAACAAGACUCGUCUGUCCCAUUUGCGAAGAAGAGAUGUUGACACUGCUUCAAUUGAAUAGACACAUCGACGAUGCCCACCAGGAGCUUCCCGAAUUGCAGCAGGACGAAGUCAAGACAUGGUUCGACAAGCAAGUCCUCAAAGCGAAGCGCUUCCAACCUCUUUCCGUAAUCAACCAGAAACUACGAGGCCUCGAAGUCUUCGAAUCCAACGAGACACCCCCACCCCCCACUACACAGGCCGGCAGCUCGAGGCCCGUCGAUACGGUCAUAGAUCCAGACGACCUCAUCACCCGAAAGCACUGGCAAAGAGCGACGGGCAGCGACUAUUGCACCGAUCCCACCUGCGGCAAGGGUCUGGGCCCCAUCAACGGCAGCAUCAACUGCAGAAAAUGCGGCCGCCUCUUCUGCGAGGUGCAUACGAUGUACCAGAUGAGGUUAUCGCGGUCUGCUAGCCACGAUCCCACGAGGGGAUACUGGUACCGCGUGUGCGAGACAUGCUACAAAUCGAGAGAUGGGUACAAUGAUCACAACGGCCUACUACAGGACCGGACGUCUGCUUUUGUAGAGACGAGGAGGAAGAAGGUCGAGCGGCAGAACUUAGAGAUUGCUAGGUUGGAGAAGAGAUUGACCAAACUGACACAACUACUCGUCAGUCCGCCAGAGGAAGUCAUCGUCAAUAGCGGAGGGCUUUCGACCACCGUUGGGUCCCUGACUGGGCAGAAGACGCAGCGCAAGGCGAUUGAACAAUCAGUAGUGACCUGGGAGGACGAUGCAUCAGUCCCAAAGUGUCCAUUCUGCCAGCAGGAAUUUGGGUCAUGGACGUUCAGGAGGCAUCACUGCCGGAUAUGCGGACGGGUGGUCUGCGCCGACCCAAACACGGCCUGUUCAACCGAAAUCGGGUUAAACGUAGCCAGUCCGAACCACCCCGUCCCCUCCGAGAAGCCACCCUCCACGGCCGACGGCGCAGUCAGCCUUGACAUCCGCAUGUGCCGCGACUGCAAACACACCAUCUUCGCCAAGCGUGACUUUGAAGACGCCCUCGCCCACAAGCCUGCCGACCAGCGCGCAUACGAGACACUGCGGCAGUUUGAGCGUGGCAUAAAGCAGCUCAUGCCCUCCUUCCAGCGCGCCUUGCAGGUGUUGCAACAACCAGCCGGUUCGGAGGGUCACCCCAUCAGCCAGCAACAGCUCGGCGUCCUGCAGGCGGUGGUCGCUGUGGCGCCCAUGGCUACGCACGCCCAGAUCCAGGAGGCCGCCAAGAUCCGCAAGCGGCUCAUGGACAGCUUUGCCAAGUACAGCGCAGCCGCGCGGCGUAUCCGCGACCUACCGACGGACAACCCGGCGCAGGCCCGCCUGCAAAAGGCCGUGUACGCCGCCGCGUCAACGUUCCUACACGCCAAUAUGGUGCCCCUAAAGCACGUGCCGCGCAUGUUACGCUCGUCCUCGUCCUCGUCAUCACAACCGGGCGGGCAGCACCGGAGGCUGCUCUCGGGCCUAAACGAAGGUGGCAGGGCGGGCCACCUGUCGCCCCUGCGCAAUGGGGAGCUCGCGUCCGAGGUCGGCGGCGACGGCGACAGUGUGGCGGGCAGCGAGGUGAGCACCGUCGCGUCGGCGCUCGAGACGGAGGAGCGUGAGCUGCGCGAGCGGCUGGCCGUGCUCGAGGAGCAGCGGUUCCUGGUGCAGGGCAUGGUGGACGGCGCCCGAGGCGCGCGACGGUUCGAAGAGGUCGGCGCGCUGACGAGAAACGUUGAGGAGCUGGACAAGGAGAUUGCCGAGCUCAGGAGGAGGGUCGGCGGCGUGGAGGAGCGAUGGGAGGGAUUUUAUGCUGCUGCUGGGCAGCAGUAA